AUGGCUCAAAAAGAGAAACUCCAGUGCCUGAAGGACUUCCAUAAGGACACUCUGAAACCAUCUCCAGGUAAAAGCCCUGGCACCCGGCCUGAAGAUGAAGCAGAGGGCAAACACCCCCAGCGUGAGAAGUGGGCGAGCAAACUGGACUUUGUUCUGUCCGUGGCUGGCGGCUUUGUUGGUUUAGGGAACGUCUGGCGUUUCCCGUACCUCUGCUACAAGAAUGGUGGAGGUGCAUUUCUCAUCCCCUACUUCAUUUUCCUGUUUGGCGGCGGUCUACCAGUCUUCUUCCUGGAGGUUUCCCUGGGUCAGUUCACCUCCGAGGGUGGCAUCACCUGCUGGGAGAAGCUCUGCCCCAUCUUUACUGGUAUUGGUUACGCCUCCGUUGUGAUCGUGUCUCUGCUGAAUGUCUACUACAUCGUCAUCCUGGCCUGGGGUCUCUACUAUCUGUUCCAGUGUUUUCAGCCGGAGCUGCCCUGGGCCAAGUGCAAUCAGCCCUGGAACACGGAUCGAUGCAUCGAGGACACCUUCCGCAAGAACAAAUCCCUUUUGCUGGGUGCCAACAUCACCAACUUCUCUAACUUCACCUCCCCCGUCACCGAGUUCUGGGAACAUAAUGUGCUGGGCAUCAGCAAUGGGAUCGAGGAUAUAGGUCCUGUUAAAUGGGAUCUGGCUCUGUGUCUACUGCUGGUCUGGGUCAUCUGCUUCUUCUGCAUCUGGAAGGGAGUCAAGACUACUGGCAAGGUGGUCUACGUCACAGCAACGUUCCCUUUCGUCAUGCUCAUCGUUCUGUUGAUCCGUGGUGUGACCCUGCCGGGAGCUUCUGCCGGCAUCAAAUUCUACCUGUACCCCGACCUGGCUCGUCUGCAGGACCCAGAGGUGUGGAUUGACGCCGGUACCCAAAUCUUCUUUUCCUAUGCCAUCUGUUUGGGCGCCAUGACCUCCUUGGGGAGCUACAACAAGUACAAAUACAACUGCUACAGGGACUGUUUGCUGCUGGGAGCCCUCAACAGUGGUACCAGUUUUGUGUCUGGCUUCGCAAUAUUUUCCGUCCUGGGCUUCAUGGCACAAGAGCAAGGGGUGGACAUUGCUGAUGUGGCAGAGUCAGGUCCAGGCCUGGCGUUCAUAGCCUAUCCCAAGGCUGUAUCCAUGAUGCCUUUCCCUACAGUGUGGGCAGUGCUCUUCUUCGUUAUGCUGCUGCUGCUUGGCCUCGACAGUCAGUUUGUGGAGGUGGAAGGGCAGAUCACAUCACUGGUGGAUCUGUAUCCGUCCUUCCUAAGGAAGGGUUACCGCAGAGAGAUCUUCAUCGCUAUCAUCUGCAGCAUCAGCUACCUGUUUGGACUCACCAUGGUUACCAAGGGUGGCAUGUAUGUUUUCCAGCUGUUUGAUUACUAUGCAGCUAGUGGUGUGUGCCUUCUGUGGGUGGCAUUCUUUGAAUGUAUAGCUGUUGCCUGGGUUUAUGGCGCUGAUAAUUACUAUGAUGCACUUGAGGACAUGCUGGGCUACAGACCAAAUGCUUGGAUGAAAUAUAGCUGGAGUUAUAUCACUCCUACACUGUGCAUGGGCUGCUUGAUCUUCUCCUUGGUCAAAUACAAGCCACUGACGUACAACAAGGUCUACGAGUAUCCUGAUUGGGCCAUUGGAAUUGGUUGGACUCUGGCCUUGACCUCCAUGAUCUGCAUCCCCAUGGUGGUUGUGAUCAAGAUCCUCCGUUCUGACGGGCCGCUCAUCGAGAGGAUCAAAGCGGUGGCAGCCCCGAUUCGCGGGGGGGCCAGCUCCCGCCCCGCAGACCACCGUGGCCUCAAGGAGCUCUCCUACCCUCUGGACCCCAAUGGGAACAAGGGCCUGUUGAUGAAGGCUCCCACCCACACCAUCGUAGAGACCAUGAUGUAAAGGAAUGAGGCGGAGGCUCUCUAUGAGAACGCUCUCCUCUCCUCUGAAAUGCUUCUAAAGCUAGCUAGUUUUCUGUCUAUCUGUCUAUCUGUCUGUCUGGUGGACUGAUAAGGGUUUUAAGGAGAAAAAAAAAAUCGCCCGGUUUCAAAUCUUCUAGGAAUACUUUGCAAGUAGUUUUCUCUUGGUGGGUUUUCUUAAGAGGGUAGCAAUCACAUUUCAAAUCUAUUUCUGAAACAAUUAAUGGUGCUGGUCUUUUUUCCCCUCUUUAUAAUAUCCAUGUGACUAAAUGUCCCACUCUUAACUUGUUCAAAGGCAGAGUGGCAAAUUACCACCAGCCUCUGGUCAUACAUUUGUUUACGCACAUUUUUGCAGAAAAUCGGAUCUAAAAAUUGACAAAAGUGGUCAUUGAGUAUUUGAAUCAAACAGCUUUUUGUAACUACCGAAUGAAAAAAGAGAUCACAGAUAACCAAAAAACGUAUUUUUUUUUUCAUGUUCUUUGAAAAUUGUGUGACUGUGAUACAAUGAACUGGGUGCACUUAUCUGAGGGCAAGUGCCAUUGGGUAAUUUUGAUUUAUUCUGGUUUAUUUAUCCAGUUGAGAUGAAGUAGAACAUGGAGUGGGUACAGCAUCAUUAAUUAAAAAACAUCUGUUUAACCCAAUGCACAAUUAAAUAUAGACAUCUAUGAAGUCACAUGUUUCCCUUUUGAAAUCAGCAGUUCUUGAAACAACAUUUUGUGAGAACUAUGACCAACCUAAAUUUCAAAAUGUGGCUUUGAAGUGUCUCAAUCUCAUACAUCCUCUAGAUUUGUUUCUGUGCUACAAUAGAUUAUACCACUACACAGAAUUCCCUGUUAAAAAUCAAAAUGUAGAAUUGUCACAGCCAUGAUUGCCAACAACCCCAAACAAUCCAGCAUUCUGGUUUUUGCACCCAUUUUAUCCCCAUCUUCCAUAGCAAUGAACUAUGGGUCAAACAGAAACUAGCACUGAACGCAUCAGGAAACCCGCUCCUGCUCAAAGACAGAGGUAUCUGAAAGGAUUUGAAGUGUGGAGGUUGAACCCUUGAGUGUGUUGUCUGUGGCGUACUGUACAGUAGUAGCUAAUCAGUCUAUCUAUAUCUAUCUCUCUAUCUAUCUUUCUCUGUCCUAGACCAGUUUACAGUACAUUAGUGACUGCACUAGGCGCUCUUGGCUUACAAUUUUUGGAUUGGAUUAUUUUUUAUUUUACAGGGGAAGUUACAUUGUUAUUAGUUGUUCCUCUGUCAUUGUUUAGAUUUUUUUUUAUUAUGACUAUAAUGUUAUUGGUAUUCACUAUUGAUGAUAAUCGCUGUAGUUAUACAUAGAGAAAGGAAAACGUCUUUUAUCGGGCGAACAUUUCAAGCUACAAAUCUUACAUAUACAGUGGCAGCCAUUGUAGUGAUAAUCCUCUUUGUUGAUUUCCUGCCAACUAUUCCGUCUUUUUAUUAUCAAAAAAAACCAAACAAUGCAACUGAUUUAUCCCAAAUAUUUUCUCCUGUGGUAGUGUGGGUCAAACAUUCAGUGAGCAGUUCAAUGUACUGUGAAACAAGAGAAUUCUACAAUGGCUCCAUCUGUGAGUUCCUGGUGUCGGGGGUUUAUAGCUUUUACUGUAAAUAUCGGGACAGUAUUCCAUUAGGAUACAUUCGGCUAAACAACACGGUAAUACAACAUGUCACCCCAGGGUCAGACUGUCCGAUCAUCUGAGGGUCAAUAUACUUUCCAGACACUGAAAUGUGGCAGCUGGCUGCAGACAAAUCAGAGCCAGUGAAUGACAAUGAAUGAGAUUAGUCAUGUUGUUGCUCAUCUUAUUUAAAACGAGUUAAAAGGAAUGAUUUCACACCCCAAAUGUUCGAAAGAGCAAAUGAAAAUCUAGCUAACCAUGCACUCAUUCAAACCUCCAUACAGGGAAUUGGGUGUCAAGUCAGAAUACAUUUACUUCUGAUUUAGUUAAUAAAAGCUGUGAACUUAGACACUGUACAAGAUAAUGAUACCGGGAAGUUGUAUCUGACACCGGUAAAACCUUUACUUUAAAUAGAAUAAUGCAUUUACAGCCUAAGCUCAUUGAAACUGUCUUUAGAACUCCAGAAUACUGUAGUUGUGAGCCAUUAUCAACUUAAACUAUUUGAGAAGUAUGACAUUUACAUUCCCUUGUAAAGUCCAACAUUUUUGCAUUCUGGGUGAGGAAUACUCAAUUAAAAUCAAUCAAAAUUAAUGUUUCUGUCUUAAAAGCCACACAGAUUAGAAAAUCAUGCAUUUACCAUACUUUCUUUAUCAACAAACCUGGGCAACAAUAAUGAAAGAGUGAGUCAAUGCGACUUUUUAUUGCACCUUAUUUGUCAAAUCUGGCUUUCAUAUCAAAUUAUGAGGUCAAAAAACUAAACACUGCCAUCAUUUUAAAAUAGAUAAAAAUGUUAAACUAUUCAUUCACAUGCAUUAUACAGUUACACAGUACAUAUGCAUUGCAGGAAUUUGACCUACAACAUCACAUCAGAAGUGAUUCUUGAGACCAUGGCCUCAUUAUUGUGUGUCAUAAGCUUUGAUAAUUGUUUUUGUCACUUUAUUUAAUUUCUUUCGACUAGAUAAAGUAGCUCAUAUCGUUAAAAGGGAUUUGUGAAACCAAAUCCGCAGCAGACAUCUAUUUUCAUACAGUAACAAAUGUUUCCUAUAUAAGUCGUCUUUGUACAGCUAAGCUCCCACUGCAGACCUCCCAUUUUAAUACGGAUACAAAGCUUCAUUGUAUUCUUAAACUUUUGUACAGAUCUGGCUCUUGAUUCCCCUGAAAGGUCUUUGCACUGUGGCUAAAAAAAAAUAAGAAAAAUGGACAUAAUGAAAUAAAAGAUCAUUUUUAGAAUAUAUAAAAAAUGAAUUUGAAAACAAAAAUGGACUGUUAAAUAUGCUGUCUUUUCUUUAAUUUUGUCUAGGUUAAGCCAAGAAAUUACUACUUUUCUGGAUUCAGCAUUUCUAAGAUGCACAAAAUGGAAAGAAAGACAUUUUUUAUUUAGGGAACUUUAAGAACCUGCAACGUUUUGACAAAUAAUUCAAACACAGGCAAAAAACCUGAAUAAAACGUUCCCUAGUGCUAAGAUCCUUCUUUUGGUUGGGAAACACGGGCCAGAGAUAAUACUUUAAUGCAGUCAUUUAUCUGUUGCCUCUGUGUGUAUUUACGGUAUGUACCAGUCCCUCUGCCUUCUUGCACUCCCCUUCAGUUAGCCUGUGUAAACCUUAUGUUAAGCUAAGCUAACCGUUUUUUUUUAUCAGAGUUGAUGAAUUUGCAAGAGAAUCGAAGCAUUAGCAAUGCACAAGUUUUUACCGCCGAAUGUGGAAAUGUGAAAGUCACCUGCGGGUGAAUGUAAAAGUUUCUGAAGAUUUAUUUUUUAGGGUAAAAAAGAAAAAAAUAGAUCUUUUUUGUUUAUUUUUGUUGAUCUUGUUUUAUUGAAUUCAGCAGUUUUAUUUUUGAUUGUGUUUCUGUCACAUUUGCCUUUUGUAUUCCAAAUAGUGUAUUUUAACCUCUGUCAUUGGAGUAACAUGUACAACUAUCAAUCAACAAAAAAAAAAAGCUACGAUUUGUUACGUGCAAUACUUUGUAGAAUACUUUUAUUUUUCUUGCUGUUUUCCUCAAAGGUAGGUGACGCUAGCCUGUGAAUUCUUGAUGAAGAAAAUUUGAAUCUUCAGGGUCCAGUAAAAUUAAAUCCUGCCACAAAAUGUGUGGAAACCAAACAAAUCCACUAUUCCAUCAAAGAUCUUGUGGUUUGAAAUGCACUGAGACUAAAACUUUGUCACAUCAAAACUGAAUUUCCUAGUGAAAUGCUAUUUUUUAUUUUUGUGACAGACCGCUAAGUGAGUUUGUAAGAGGUAUAAAACACAGUAACACUGCCACUAAGCCCACCAUAUUUGUACUUUUUUUAUUUCAGUACUGCAUUUUUGCUAAUAUCAGACAAUUCCAAAAGCUUGCAUAAUUUUUAAAAUGAGCAAAAAACAUGCAAAAAGAUUAACGAUAUCUGAAAAAAGUGAACCAGUUCCCUCUAUAAGGGUUGUAGGUGUCUUGCUUGUGAUAGAACAAAUACCUUGGAGUAGUUUUGGCUGCUUUGGAAAGGCCUGCCUCUUAGUAACAAUAGCAGUAUAUAUAAUGACAAUUUAACCAUAUCAAAUGUGGGCUUUUCUUUUAGAACUUUGUAUGCAAUUUUUACAUUCUGCUUAUUCCAACAUUUCUAUUUUAAUCCAACCCCACUUCGCCAAACCCUGCAACCUCAGUGCUUUAUAAAAAAAAGUGGAGAACCAAAUUACAUCUACGGGAGCAGAAUAUAAAUCCCAUGUUGCCUACAUCAUGUUCAUCUCUGUUAUGAAAGCGCCAACAUAUCUGCAGGAUUCAUAAUCUCAUUGGCUGUUUCUGUGAUGAAUCUUCGGGCUCUGUAGAGGUUAGAAGAUAAACAGGACUUCAUUUCCUUAAAACAAAUAUGAUGUUUGGUUUGAAGUCUGAUAAAUAUUUGACCUAAAUACAUAUUUGGCAUUUUAACUUUGAUCAUGUUCUGACUCAAGAGGUUAACAAUGACACAAAAGGCUGUUGUCCUUACUUAAAUGCUGGUAUUCUCAGCGCUAAGCCCUCUGGGAAAUGGAGUCCCAAUCAUCCUCCAUUUUGAUCAUGGUCUCCAAUGACAAUGCCUCAGUCUUUCCUGCAUUAUACUUGCCAGCCCUCCUUUUUGAGAAUGUAAAUGAGAAAAUGUUUUUUAAUUCUUAGUGAAGAAAAAAACAUUUUUUUAAAGAAUUUGAAAGGUUUUAUUUUUUAUUUCUAUGGCCAACCUGUAAGCUAGGUAAAAAAGAAAGUGUUUGAACAGGUUUUACAAAAGGUGUAAAACUUUUUUUAUUUCUUAAUAAAAAAUGUGUCUUCAGAAAAUGAA
Molecule: messenger RNA, 6798 nt
Organism: Trematomus bernacchii (emerald rockcod)
Lineage: Eukaryota; Metazoa; Chordata; Actinopteri; Perciformes; Nototheniidae
Product: sodium- and chloride-dependent taurine transporter-like
Exons: 14
Coding region: 1-1890 (629 amino acids)
Biological process (GO): neurotransmitter transport; taurine transmembrane transport; sodium ion transmembrane transport
Cellular component (GO): plasma membrane
Molecular function (GO): taurine:sodium symporter activity
Source: RefSeq, a predicted model, not a curated record